Polypterus senegalus (gray bichir) is the source of this 1271-nucleotide messenger RNA. RefSeq names its product notochord homeobox (gene noto). NCBI's taxonomy places the organism in Eukaryota, Metazoa, Chordata, Cladistia, Polypteriformes, Polypteridae. The transcript has 3 exons. The record is from RefSeq and is a predicted model, not a curated record. Gene Ontology annotation, molecular function: DNA-binding transcription factor activity, RNA polymerase II-specific; DNA binding. The coding region runs from base 478 to 1233 and encodes 251 amino acids. Gene Ontology annotation, biological process: central nervous system development; regulation of DNA-templated transcription; neuron differentiation.
UUUGCUCUCCAAGGGCGAAACUAUUUGUUCCGCUGCUUGUUCAACAUCUGUCAGCUGGCUUUGAGAAUUAAGACACGAAGUAAGAUGAUUAUGUAACAUCAAGGCUUUCGCAGCGGUAAUGAUUGCUUUUGGAGAUGGGCCCUUUCAGAAAUCUGCACAAGCCGCAACCCCCACUUAACCUGAAAGAAACUCCUGUGUGCACGAGGUUUCGACAGCAUCUUGUUAUGGACACGGCCAUUAAGAUAUUGACAGUCACAGCAUGUUGCAGGUCAAUCAAUUAAUUGGAUCCCUUUUUGGGCCGGUCGUUUUUUUUCGCAUGUGCUACUUAAGACGUGAAAGGCUUAGCGGGGGUCUGUUAACACUUCGGGGCAGAGGGCUGCCUAUAAGAAGAGCUCAUCCUGACUCUGGACAAACAUACGAGCCAAUUCAGCGAACUCCUUGGAUCUAAAAACAAGAGGACUUGGGCAGUACUUGGGCAUGGCUUUUGAAAAUCGUGGAUAUCUGCUCCGACCUUAUGCAUCUCUUUAUCCUGAAUACCCUGUCAGCAGACAGGUCACAUCGAAACCGGUCUCUAGAAAAUCUUUCACCAUCGACUCACUGCUGGCAACUCCCGAGUCAAACUCAUCGUUGGAUAGACCAAGCUCUUUGUGCAGUGCAGGGAAGUGCCCGCUUCCCGCGUCGGACUUUACAGCUGAAGUGCCCUUUUAUGCUCCACUGCCAACACAUCUGUACCCAUCGAGUCCAGUUCCAGCACAGUCUGGCUACCCAGUGUACUACUGCCCGCCCUUCGGCUAUGCAGCACCCUAUCGUGGGGCAGUCUUUCCCAACGAUACCCACCUGUCUAAACACGGCCUUCAUUCUCUUCGAACCAAGGCCGGCAAGUCCAAGAGGGUGCGUACGAUAUUCACCAAUGAGCAGCUGACCCGCCUGGAGAAGGAGUUUGCCCGGCAGCAGUACAUGGUCGGGUCGGAAAGGUUCGUGUUGGCCUCCGCGCUACACCUCACCGAGGCUCAGGUGAAAGUCUGGUUUCAAAAUAGGCGAAUCAAAUGGAGGAAGCAGUCACUGGAACAACAACAAGCCAAACUGGCAAAACUGGGCCUCUCAGUCCCCCAGCCCAGCCCAGGCUCCCAAGGCCAUGGGGAUGAUGAUGACGAGGGGCAUGAGGAUGACGAGAAUGAUUCUUUGGAGGGAUCUUCUGAUGAACUGGAUGUCUGCUUGUCAAGCCCAUCUUAAUUCAACUUUUCACUUUAACAUGGACUCUAUAAUUGUGC